Molecule: messenger RNA, 3581 nt
Organism: Lytechinus pictus (painted urchin)
Lineage: Eukaryota; Metazoa; Echinodermata; Echinoidea; Temnopleuroida; Toxopneustidae
Product: lysosomal protective protein-like
Exons: 9
Coding region: 209-1633 (474 amino acids)
Biological process (GO): proteolysis
Molecular function (GO): serine-type carboxypeptidase activity
Source: RefSeq, a predicted model, not a curated record
GUAUCGCGUCGGUUCAUGGUUUCGUUGGCAUGCCUACCAAAUUGUGCGCGCACUUCAUUUUUAUGCGCGUAUCGAGUGGACCUUCCUAAAAGCAACACUGUCGUGUGUUGCUGCCCUCAGCUCUAGCUCUACGUUCGUACGUUGGCGCGGCCAAGACUGUAUCAAGGUACGGUACAGAUAGAGAUUGAGUGAAUCUAUAUCUGCCAAAAUGCUUUAUCGAAUUUUAACCAGUUUCCUCCUGGCAGCUUCAUGCUUUGCAGCAUAUGCUCCAGAUGAAGUCACAAAUUUACCUGGAAUUCCUUCUGGUGCCCCACCUUUCAAGCAAUAUUCUGGAUAUCUGAAUGCGACGGGUGACAAACUGUUUCAUUAUUGGUUUGUUGAAUCCCAGAGCAAUCCAUCUGUGGAUCCUGUCGUGCUUUGGUUGAAUGGUGGACCAGGCUGUAGCUCCUUGGAUGGCUAUCUCUCAGAAUUGGGUCCGUUUCAUGUGAACAACGAUGGGGCUACACUGUACCUCAAUGAUUACAGCUGGAACAAACAGGCUAAUGUGAUCUUCUUGGAGAGUCCAGCUGGUGUUGGUUUUUCUUAUUCACCUUCAGGAGACAUCAAGACAGAUGAUGAUCAGGUGGCAGAUGACAACUUCCAGGCUCUUCAGAAUUUUUUUGUCAAGUUUCCAGAAUACCUCAAUAACACCUUUUACCUUACGGGGGAGAGCUAUGGAGGUAUCUACAUCCCAACUCUAGCUUUGAAGAUUAUGAAAGGAAACACAUCAAUUAAAUUGGAGGGUUUUGCCAUUGGGAAUGGUCUACUAAACGUAACAAGCAAUUAUGAUUCUGCCAUCUACUUUGGCUACUAUCAUGCACUAUUUGAUCAGGACGUUUGGAAUGAUCUUCAGACAUAUUGCUGUGAAAAUGGUGUUUGUCAGUUCUUCCAGCCUACAGACCAGCAAUGCAAAGAUGCGUGUGAUAUAGCAGAAUCAUUUAUAUAUAGAAGCGGUAUCAACACCUACAACAUAUAUCAGGACUGUGCUGGAGGGAUCCCUACUCAAAGCAAAAGAUAUCAAUUUGACCUUUGGUCUGCACUGGGAAUCCAUUACAAGACUCCACAUCCAAAGCAUUUUGAAAAGGCACAGACCAAUUCUUCUUUGAGGUCAACGCACUAUGCAUCUCAUGGUUUCAUGACUUCUAAAGUAGGAGAUCCUGAAUGCAGUGAUAGCACUGCUGUAACAACCUAUCUUGGUCGGGCUGAUGUCAGGUUAGCUCUCCAUAUACCUGCGUCUGUACAGCCCUGGGAGGUCUGCAGUGAUGCUGUAAAUGGUAACUACACAAUGCAAUAUCAGUCUGUCAAGCCGCUGAUUGAAUCAAUGCUCACCAAGUACAGGGGACUCUUUUACAACGGCGAUGCAGAUAUCGUCUGCAACUUCCUCGGUGCGCAGUGGUUCGUGAAGGACCUCCACCAAGCCGAAAAGACAUCCAGACGUCCAUGGAAGGUUGGCACGCAGGUGGCUGGAUUCGCCCACGAGUUCUUGAAUGUGACGGCUGCCACGGUGAAGGGGUCAGGUCACUUGGUCCCGAUGUGGAAGCCUGCUGAGGCAUACCAUAUGAUCACGCAGUUCCUGAAUAACCAACCUUUAUAAGUAGACUUGGUAUAGGUUACAGAAGUGUGAUGUCACAAGCAUUCAUCUCCAUGUUAACUGGUUUCAUGUUAACCACUCCCGUGGUGCGAUGUCAGGAAAAUACACAUUUUGCAUUUUAUCAUACUGUUUUUUAUUUGAUGUCUAGGAGGAGUAUGAUGAAAAACGUCUAUAGCCAAAAUUUGGUAUUCACUUAUCAAGAAUUAACCCCUUGUUCUAAAUGUAUUGAUUCAGGCCAAUUAUUAUAUUGACCUAUAUUCGGGCAAGCUGGUAUACCAUGACUAAAGGUGAUGAUAUAUCAUUAAAUUGCGAAGAGACAUUUUUCCAGUGUGUUAGCGCUAUAUAAAAGCAGACUUUCAUUAUUUUGACAUCAAGUGGAAAAUAAAUAUCAGAUAUUUUCGUAUUAUUAAAAGGCCUAGAUUAAAAGAUGGAAAUGCUCAUGAAUAAGUGCCAUUCUACAGUAAUUUUCAUUUUGUGGAGUAAUUUUAUAUGGUGAGCUAAUCUACUGUAAUAAAAAAAUUGUGCAAUCAUGAAUAUAAUGUAUAUAUUGUAAUUCUCUGAAUGAUGCCUGGCAUCAUAUGUACAUAUGUCGUACUGUCACAUAGAUAUUUAGAUGAAAUUCUCAUUUAAAAAUUGUCAAUCAUGCAUCUUCCAGCUAACUUGUAAUGUACAACCAUGGCAUUCCCUGUUGCCAGAUUCACUUUUGAUUUUUUAUCGAUGCACUGCCAUAUUAUGUUUAUAGAAUCAACAUUAUUUGGCCUGAAUAAUAAUGUCAUAAAAACCAGCACUGAAUACAUAUUUAGUAGGGAAAUGUUCUUUGAUCCACCAUCAGGAAGGUUUUCAUUCAGCUAAUUUACACCCUAAUACAAAAUGACCUUUUGCUUCCUUUUUACAAAUUUCAUUAUCAUUUGAUCUUAAUCAGUAUAGUAUCAAACUUGUAUUAAAACUUGCAAGAUCAUACACACGUAUCCCUCUAUUUUCUCUAAAAUUAGAAUAGCAUUAUUAAUUCUUUAUAUUUCAACUAAUGGGUAGGAUUUAUUGCAGUAAGUGCUUUUCGUAUAGUCCACAUAUUUUCUUAUAUACCGGUAUGUAUGGAAAUGUUCUUCAUUGUUCUUAACCAAGAUUUCCUCAAAGACUCAGCUUUUGUAAUCAAUUACUCAGGUGUGAUAUAUUUUUUAUAACGAAAAAAAAUCAUCAAAAUUUGAAGUAAUGUGUUUAGAUCUAUUGAUUUAAACCCAACUAGGCAGUGUGAUGGGGGCUCUCCCAGCUUGUCGCAUCGCGUUAUAGUCUUGUGAAAAGAUUUCACCGCCACGUCUCCUGGCCUAGUAAUGAAUUGGAAAAGUGAUUAGACACAUUUUGGGAAAUUACCAAAGCUAUGUACAGGCUUUAGCAAUUUCAUGCUUAUAAUGCAAGACAUUUUAUUCUAUCACUUUGAAUAACUCAAUUUAUUUCAACAGUUUUCUCCCUAAAAACAUGAUAUUAUAACCAUGGUAACAGAAAUACCAGGAAAAUUGUCUUGCAACAUAAAGCUUAGUGAUUGAACAUGGGGCUGAUUUGUAUGGUUGAUUGUAUUAAUUAUUGUGUAUGAUCAAUUGUAAUAAUCAACCCCAUCAUCCAUCUUUAUGUUGACUGUCAAGAGCAUUUGAUGGUGUAUAGGGUUAUUUUGACUACAUGUAUAGCAAUAUUAUAAUUCAAUGAUUCAGGACUAUCAAUAAGAUCACUUUUCCUAUGUAUAAAUGUAAAAAAAAGGAUAGAUAAUUUUUUUCAAGAAAAGACGUCAUAUAUUCUCAUGAGUUUUAUUAUUUAGUUAUGCCAGCUUAUACUUUACUCACACUCAAGCCUAUUAAAGCAAAAGUACUGUUUGUAAAUGAAAUAUGUAAACUCUAUGUACAUGUAUAUAUAACUUUUUCUAUGAAAAUGUGAUUUGAAAUAAAAUAAAUUUAUGAAAUUA